CCACAGCGUGCCCCAGCUACAGCAUGCCCAGAACACAGCCUGCCCAGCUACAGCGUGCCCCAGCUCCAGCGUGCCCCAGCUACAGCGUGCCCCAGCUACAGCGUGCCCCAGCUACAGCGUACCCCAGCUACAGCGUGCCUCACCUACAGCCUGCCCCAGCCACAGCAUGCCCCAGCUACAGCGUGCCCCAAUCACAGCAUGCCCCAGCCACAGCAUGCCCAGCUACAGCGUGCCCCAGCUACAGCGUGCCCCAACCACAGCCUGCCCAGCUACAGCGUGCCCCAGCUACAGCGUGCCCCAGCUACAGCGUGCCCCAACCACAGCCUGCCCAGCUACAGCAUGCCCCAGCCACAGCCUGCCCCACCCAGCUACAGCGUGCCCCAGCUAUAGCCUGCCCAGCUACAGCAUGCCCCAGCCACAGCGUGCCCCAACCACAGCCUGCCCAGCUCCAGCGUGCCCCAGCUACAGCAUGCCCCAGCUACAGCCUGCCCAGCUACAGCAUGCCCCAACCACAGCCUGCCCAGCUACAGCAUGCCCAGCUACAGCGUGCCCCAGCUACAGCGUGCCCCAACCACAGCCUGCCCAGCCACAGCGUGCCCCAGCUACAGCCUGCCCCAGCUACAGCGUGCCCCAGCUACAGCAUGCCCAGCUACAGCAUGCCCCGGCUACAGCGUACCCCAGCUACAGCGUACCCCACCCAGCUACAGCAUGCCCAGCUACAGCGUGCCCCAGCCACAGCAUGCCCCAGCUACAGCGUGCCCCAGCCACAGCCUGCCCAGCUACAGCCUGCCCCAGCUACAGCGUACCCCAGCUACAGCGUGCCCCAGCUACAGCGUGCCCAGCUACAGCGUGCCCAGCCACAGCCUGCCCAGGUACAGCGUGCCCCAGCUACAGCAUGCCCCAGCUACAGCAUGCCCCAGCUACAGUGUGCCCCAGCCACAGCCUGCCCCAGCUACAGCGUGCCCCAGCUACAGCGUGCCCCAGCCACAGCCUGCCCAGCUACAGCAUGCCCCAGCUACAGCGUGCCCCAACCACAGCCUGCCCCAGCUACAGCAUGCCCCAGCUACAGCAUGUCCCAGCCACAGCAUGCCCCAGCUACAGCGUGCCCCAGCUACAGCCUGCCCCAGCUACAGCGUACCCCAGCUACAGCGUGCCCCAGCUACAGCGUGCCCAGCUACAGCGUGCCCCAACCACAGCCUGCCCAGCUACAGCGUGCCCCAACCACAGCGUGCCCCAGCUACAGCCUGCCCAGCUACAGCGUGCCCCAGCCACAGCGUGCCCCAACCACAGCCUGCCCAGCUACAGCGUACCCCAGCUACAGCAUGCCCCAGCUACAGCCUGCCCAGCUACAGCGUGCCCCAACCACAGCCUGCCCAGCAGCUUUCUACUCGCUAACGGCACUUGCCCCAGAGAGGGGGGCCCUUUAG
Molecule: messenger RNA, 1427 nt
Organism: Petromyzon marinus (sea lamprey)
Lineage: Eukaryota; Metazoa; Chordata; Hyperoartia; Petromyzontiformes; Petromyzontidae
Source: RefSeq, a predicted model, not a curated record